AUGAUAAACCCCGGCACCCGGCGCCUCCCAUCAUACACCCUGGCACCCGACACCUCCCAACAUAUACCCCAGCACCCGGCGUCUCUCAUCAUACACCCUGGCACCUGGCGCCUCCCAUCAUACACCCUGGCACCCGGUGCCUCCCAUCAUAUACCCUGGGACCCGGCGCCUCCCAUCAUACACCCUGGCGCCCGGCGCCUCCCAUCAUACACCCCGGAACCCGGUGCCUCUCAUCAUACACCCUGGCACCUGGCACCUCCCAUCAUACACCCCGGCACCCGGCGCCUCUCAUCAUACACCCUGGCACCUGGCACCUCCCAUCAUAUACCCCGGCACCCGGUGCCUCCCAUCAUACACCCCGGCACCCGGUGCCUCCCAUCAUACACCCUGGCACCUGGCACCUCCAAUCAUAUACCCCGGCACCCGGUGCCUCCCAUCAUACACCCUGGCACCCGGUGCCUCCCAUCAUACACCCCAGCACCCGGCGCCUCCCAUCAUACACCCCAGCACCCGGCGCCUCCCAUCAUACACCCCAGCACCCGGCGCCUCCCAUCAUACACCCCGGCACCCGGCGCCUCCCAUCAUACACCCUGGCACUCGGUGCCUCUCAUCAUACACCCCAGCACCCGGCGCCUCCCAUCAUACACCCCGGCACCCGGCGCCUCCCAUCAUACACCCCGGCACCCGGCGCCUCUCAUCAUACACCCUGGCACCCAGCGCCUCCCAUCAUACACCCCGGCACCCGGUGCCUCCCAUCAUACACCCCGGCACCCGCUGCCUCCCAUCAUACACCCUGGCACCUGGCACCUCCAAUCAUAUACCCCGGCACCCGGUGCCUCCCAUCAUACACCCUGGCACUCGGUGCCUCCCAUCAUACACCCCAGCACCCGGCGCCUCCCAUCAUACACCCCGGCACCCGGCGCCUCCCAUCAUACACCCCAGCACCCGGCGCCUCCCAUCAUACACCCCGGCACCCGGCGCCUCCCAUCAUACACCCCGGCACCCGGCGCCUCCCAUCAUACACCCUGGCACCCGGCGCCUCCCAUCAUACACCCCAGCACCCGGCGCCUCCCAUCAUACACCCCGGCACCCGGCGCCUCCCAUCAUACACCCUGGCACCCGGCGCCUCCCAUCAUACACCCUGGCACCCAGCGCCUCCCAUCAUACACCCCGGCACACGGUGCCUCCUAUCCCCUCAUUGUAUUUUUUUUUAUUUAA
Molecule: messenger RNA, 1218 nt
Organism: Polyodon spathula (Mississippi paddlefish)
Lineage: Eukaryota; Metazoa; Chordata; Actinopteri; Acipenseriformes; Polyodontidae
Product: extensin-3-like
Exons: 1
Coding region: 1-1218 (405 amino acids)
Source: RefSeq, a predicted model, not a curated record